AUGGAUGAUCAGAUUUAUCAGGAGUUUGACUACGUCCCCUAUGUCGAUGUCACAGAUGGUGGUCCACCGGUUGCGUUGAUUUUACGCGAACACUUCCCUAAUUUGAAGACACGAAGAAUGUGCCGGGGGCAUUGGGCCAUUGUGCGACGAAUCAUCGGACGGCCUCGACGGUUCAGUCCGACAUUUCUGGCAGAGGAACGUGGGAGUGUACAAGGGAAACGUCGAAAUUUACAUUAUUUACAACAUUUGACUGCAAGUGGCUCCUUGGGUCCAAUGGCCUCGGAACAUUUGAGUUCUUUGCUUACAUGUUUACCUGCUACGUCUCGCGUUCCACCACGCCUCCCCGUCGGAACCAAAGUAUGUCUUAGCCUCUACACACCUUUACAAGGCCUGUACUUAGGAGUUGUAGAGGAUUCUUGCCCCGGAGAUGGUCAUUAUACUGUUUGGGUGAAUGAAUUAGUUCUUUGCAAUGGCCUCACCAAUCCGGCGAAUUCAAACGGUCAUCAGGCGACCAAAAACUUUCGUGGAUUUCACAUAGUCCCCGAUGAAGACGUCUUCCCGCUUCCGCACCAAUCUCUGCCUUCUCACAUUCCCAUAUCCGCUCUACGAUAUCACCUGAAGGAAAGUCUGAUUGACGGCGCAAAUUCACAAAUGAUGUUAGACUAUCGCCUAAACAAUGCUUAUCGUCCAGGUAGACUGUGCGAUACAACAAACACGCGUUCGGAUGAUGAAAAUCCAGCUAUGUCUACUUCUGGUGGACCGUUACUCAGUGAAUCUGUCUGCACGGCAGAUUGCACAUUGGGAGCUGGUGGCUCUACAGAUCUAAGCGUGGAAGGACUUUUGAUUUCAAACAUGAAACCGGAUGCUUCCUCUUCGAUUCCUGAUUGCCCCACUGAUUCCACACAAAAUUAUCAGACGUUCACUCCUCAAAACAGCCCGAAGUUAUUUGCCAGUCUCUCUUUCAUUAUGAUGUUCUGUCAGGUGCAAAAAACUACUGUAAUGUUCUGUGGUGCAGAGUAG
This is a messenger RNA of Echinostoma caproni, 1020 nucleotides long. Lineage: Eukaryota; Metazoa; Platyhelminthes; Trematoda; Plagiorchiida; Echinostomatidae. The record is from the annotation of a GenBank genome assembly.